This is a messenger RNA of Aedes aegypti (yellow fever mosquito), 1737 nucleotides long. Its product is annotated as WW domain-binding protein 11. Gene Ontology annotation, biological process: mRNA cis splicing, via spliceosome. The record is from RefSeq and is a predicted model, not a curated record. The transcript has a single exon. Lineage: Eukaryota; Metazoa; Arthropoda; Insecta; Diptera; Culicidae. The coding region runs from base 110 to 1624 and encodes 504 amino acids. Gene Ontology annotation, cellular component: spliceosomal complex.
UCUCAGCAAAACAGUUGCAUCGCCGUGUUUACAAAAAAAAACAUCUCAAAAAUUUCGAAACAAAUUUUUACGAUUUAGUUGCUGAUUUUCCGUGCAAAAAUCCACCAAAAUGGGUCGCCGUUCGAUCAACACGACCAAAAGUGGUAAAUACAUGAAUCCCACGGAUCAGGCCCGCAAAGAAGCUCGCAAGAAAGAGCUGAAGAAAAACAAAAAGCAAAGGCAGAUGGUUCGGGCUGCUGUCCUGAAGGGAAAAGAUCCUGCCCAACUGAUUGAAGAGAUGGAGAAAAUUGACGAGAUGGAAUUCAAUGUCUAUCAGCCGUCGCCACUGAAUGAGAAGGUCCUAAAGGAGAAACGUAAGAAGCUUAAGGAAACACUGGACCGGGUGAUGCGGCUUUACCAGGCGGAUGAUCCGGAUUUGUGGGCGGAAUUAAAGAGGAAGGAAGUCGACUAUGAAAAGCGACGUAAUAAGCGUAUUCAGUACUAUGAAAGCGUUCGGCACGCAGAACAAGUCCAGGUGGACGAUAUUCCCCUUCCGUCGAUGAACGAAACUCCAACGCCUCUGUCCAUACCGCGAAUUCCUAUUCCGCCUAUGAUACCGACUAUAGUCCCACAAACUAAACCAGCUCCACCGCCGAUACUGAAAAAGCCAGUAGAGAACCCCAUAGAACCUUCGGAACCGGUAGACGAUGACGACGACAUCCCCGGAUGUCCUCCUGGCCCUCCUCCCGAUCUAUUUGCCAUGCCGGAACUCGAUUUCGACCUGGAAGAGUUCCACAACGAAACACAGAAAAGCGUCAAGUUCUUUGACGAUGCUGACUCUCGGGAUAACUCCGACGAUUCGGAUGUGGAAAAACCGAAACAACCCAGCUCUGUUCAACAGAAAAUGUUGGCCAUUUCCGGUCAAAACCUAGACGAAUUCAUGAAGGAGAUGGAGAACGUUCAAAAGAAGAAGGAUCAACCGGAAGCCUUACCCGGAACGAUUACGAUUGCUCCCAAACCAACCAUAGCAUUGCCAAAUCCAGCUCCACAUCCAUCGGAUCCAACAGUGAAAUAUGUUCCGAUGCCGUCUAUCCCCAUACCGGGUCCGGCGCCAAUACAGCCAACCCUUAUGAUUCGGCCGCCACCUCUACGCCCGGGUAUUUCCGGAAUACCAGGCCUUCGUAUGCCUCCACGUCCCCCACCAGGCAUCCCUCCUCGAUUGGGCAUUCGAAUGCCCCCGGGGCCACCAGCUGGUCCCCCACCGAAGCACAUCCAGCAGCAACACAUGCGAAACAUGAUGCAGCAGCAAAAGGACCCCAAGAGCGCCACGAUUUCGGCCAAGCCUCAGAUCCGAAAUCUCAGUGCCGACGUUACGCGUUUCGUACCCAGUGCUCUGCGAACCAAAAAGGACGAAGGUACCAAACGACCGCCGCAAGGGGGUCGAUCGGAUGUGGGACAUCAUCCGCACAUGCAGCCGCACCAUUCACACCACCAGCAUCCUCCGCAGCAUCAGCAGCACCACCAGCACCAUUACCAGCAACAGUCGGGGGGAAGAUCCGGCCACGGGGCUCCGGAGCAUCCGAACAAACCCAGCAAGGACGACGCCUAUAUGCAGUUCAUGAGGGAAAUGCAGGGAUUGCUUUAAGGUCACUGGAAAGAAUGGUGUGCAUUUGCAGUGUUUUUUAGUCAGUAAGAUUUAAUUCGACAGUUUAAAUUAUAGGAAUUAUAAUACAAUAAAGCAUUGAAAAUAGCUGGAAA